UUUUUCAUCAAGAGUCUUCGACUUAUUUUUUUUUUAAUAUCAAUUGAAUUUACACACAAACUACAAUGGCUCCAGUCUACACUAACUCUAACGGUUGUCCAAUUCCAGGUGACCCAUUCGCUACUCAAAGAAUUGGUAAACACGGUCCUCUCUUAUUGCAAGAUUUCAACUUGAUUGACUCCCUUGCUCACUUUGACAGAGAAAGAAUCCCAGAACGUGUUGUCCAUGCUAAGGGUUCCGGUGCUUAUGGUGUCUUUGAAGUCACUGAUGAUAUCAGUGACAUUUGUGGAUCCGCCUUUUUGGAUACUGUUGGUAAGAAGACCAAGAUCUUUACUAGAUUCUCCACUGUUGGUGGUGAAUCUGGUUCUGCUGAUUCUGCUAGAGACCCAAGAGGUUUUGCUACUAAGUUCUAUACUGAAGAAGGUAACUUGGAUCUUGUUUACAACAACACCCCAGUCUUCUUUAUUAGAGACCCAUCAAAGUUCCCUCACUUUAUCCACACCCAAAAGAGAAACCCAGAAACCCACUUGAAGGAUGCUGAUAUGUUCUGGGACUACUUGACCACUAACCAAGAGUCUAUUCAUCAAGUUAUGAUUUUGUUUAGUGACAGAGGAACCCCAGCUUCUUACCGUGAAAUGAAUGGUUACUCCGGUCACACUUACAAGUGGUCUAACAAGAAGGGUGAAUGGCACUAUGUUCAAGUUCAUAUGAUUAGUGACCAAGGUGUCAAGACUUUGAACAAUGAAGAAGCUGGUCAAUUAGCUGGUUCCAACCCAGACUUUGCUCAAGAAGAUUUAUUCAAGAACAUUGCUGCUGGUAACAACCCAUCCUGGACCUUGUAUGUUCAAACCAUGACUCAAGAACAAGCCAAGAAUGCUCCAUUCUCUGUGUUUGACUUAACCAAGGUUUGGCCACAUGCUGACUACCCAUUAAGAAGAUUUGGUAAGAUGACUCUUAAUGAAAACCCAAAGAAUUAUUUCGCUGAAGUUGAACAAGCUGCUUUCUCACCAGCCCACACCGUUCCAUUCAUGGAACCAUCUGCUGACCCAGUGUUGCAAUCCCGUUUGUUCUCCUACUCUGACACUCACAGACACAGAUUGGGUACCAACUACACUCAAAUCCCAGUUAACUGUCCAGUUACCGGUGCUGUUUUCAACCCACACAUGCGUGAUGGUGCCAUGAAUGUCAAUGGUAACCUUGGUGCUCAUCCAAACUACAUGGCUUCAGACAAGCCAAUUGAAUUUAAGCAAUUUUCUUUACAAGAAGAACAAGAAGUUUGGGAAGGUGCCGCUUGCCCAUUCCACUGGAAGUACACUGAUGAUGAUUUCAAGCAACCAGCUGCUUUGUGGAAUGUCUUGAAGAGAUAUCCUAACCAACAAGAACACUUGGCUCACAAUGUUGCCGUCCAUGCUUGUAAUGCCAGACCAGAAAUCCAAGACAGAGUUGUUGAAUAUUUCAGCAAGGUUUCUACAGAUUUAGGUGACAGAAUCAAGAAAGAACUCUUGGAAUUGAGCCCAAGAAAGUAAGGAAAUUGUUUUUAUGUUAAUGUUGUAUAGGAGUUUUAUUUAAAUAAGAUGUUUUUAACUAUGGCUGUUUGUCUUUAUAGCAUUGUUCAUGAAGU
Spathaspora passalidarum NRRL Y-27907 is the source of this 1621-nucleotide messenger RNA. RefSeq names its product catalase A (gene CAT1). The record is from RefSeq and is a predicted model, not a curated record. Gene Ontology annotation, biological process: response to hydrogen peroxide; hydrogen peroxide catabolic process. Gene Ontology annotation, cellular component: peroxisome; mitochondrion; cytoplasm. Gene Ontology annotation, molecular function: heme binding; catalase activity. The coding region runs from base 66 to 1526 and encodes 486 amino acids. The transcript has a single exon. NCBI's taxonomy places the organism in Eukaryota, Fungi, Ascomycota, Pichiomycetes, Serinales, Debaryomycetaceae.